Molecule: messenger RNA, 1164 nt
Organism: Phycomyces blakesleeanus NRRL 1555(-)
Lineage: Eukaryota; Fungi; Mucoromycota; Mucoromycetes; Mucorales; Phycomycetaceae
Exons: 4
Coding region: 1-1164 (387 amino acids)
Source: RefSeq, a predicted model, not a curated record
AUGAAUAUGUUCUUAUAUGUGAUAAAUCCAACAUCCGAGUGUCUGGAUCACCACAAGCUGUACGUUGCACUUGGAGGAAAGUUCUGCCCCACGAUCAAUGACAGUAGAAGAAAUGCACAUGGCAUUCACUUGCAAGACCAGUUGAAACACCAUGGAUUCCCGUUUGCUUUGGAUGUCAGUCUGGAAGAUAUUGACAAAGCAAUUUGCGCAUCCAGAACCGAUAUACCAGCCGAUUUCAUGGGAACAUGGAGAUCCUGGAAGGAAUCCAAUGGCAAGAGGAAGGCUGUUGAUUGGACAGACUUUCUCUUGUUUGUUGUUCCAACGAUUGUCAUUGAUCAUUUCGUUUUUGAUCAUAUAAAAGCAGCAGUGAUGAACCUUGUCACUGCAUGCAGAAUUGCCCAGCAGGCCAUUGGUUGCUGGCAUGCCUUCCUCCGUUGUGAGAUCAAAGAAAAGAGGCUGAAGCCUACGAUUUUCGUGAUGAACCAGCAUAUGCUGGUUCAUCUUGGCUAUAUGAUGUGGGAGAUGGGCCCUCUGCAGGCAUACAGUUGUACGCCCAUCAAAAGGACAAUCGGUGUCUACAGCAUGGCAAUCAAGUUGAGAAAGAAACCAGGAAAGAACAUGGAGAAUCUCUUGCUCAGAAAGGCAGCAAUCAAUCACUGUCUUGGUUGCCGACCUGUCAUUUGUGUCACAAAUGACAAAAGGACCAGCAACUUCGAGGUUGCAAAGUGCCAGGACUUGGUCCACAGUUUGGUGCCUUUCUGGGCAAGAGAAGACAUUGUUUCCUUUGAGGAAAAUAAUGAAGUGGUUUGCACCAACAAGAUGUGGAAAGACUCGGUGGUCUAUAGAGUCUGGUCCUCUGUUGACAGCAGGCAUGGCCGAGCAAACAAUCUUGCUGUGCUCAACGAUGCCAGGGAGUAUGGAUUUAUUCUUAAAUUCUUCUCUCAAACUGUCAACAGAGUGAUCAGACUCUUUGCGGCCAUCAACUGUCUUUCUGAUGUUCAACGCGUGAACCAGGAUCUUUUCCCUGCGUGGGAUAGCCUGGCACCUGGUGUGAUGAAGGUGGUGGACGUGAAGUCUAUUGAGGGGAUCGCUGGCUUCAUCCACAACCCAAACAACAAGGCCAUUUGGCACAUUAUCUGGUCAUCACCAAAAUACAACCAAUAG